AUGGAGUCGACAAUGCAGCAACGGCGUGAUGAGAUUCUCGCAAAGAAGGCCAAGCUGGCCGAGUUGAAGCGCCAGCGCGAACUGAGAAAGGCCGAGUCUGCUAGCAGGCAGUCGAUGACCGGUAGCCCGCUAGGAGAAGUCCUUUCACCAACUCCAAGACGCAGCGAAGACCUCGACCGCAGGACCGACGUCACCAACCUCAUCAACAGCAUCCUCGGCGAAAGUAGACCUGGCUCUACACAGCCUGGCUCACCAGCAGGCGCAGGCCGAGCAACUCGCCCAACAUCGGUAGUCAGCGCAGGACAACUGAGCAGCGACAAUGAAGGCUCGUCUGGCUUCCAAGCGCCUGCCGGCAUGGUGGACCGAGAAAUGCAGACGCUGUCCCUUGGCCCGCUAGCCACAGUCUACGAGACUGACGGCAUUGUCACCAACGAGGUCAAGAAGGAGAAGGAGAUUAUCACAUAUAGCAAGGGUGUACAAGCAAGCAUAGAGUGGAGCCCAUCAAAAGACCGCGGGGUUGGAGGAAGUGACACAGAGCGCGAUGAGAGCCCGACGCGGUCACCAAAGAGCAAGCGACUAAGCCGGAGACAGAAAGAGAGAGACGAAGAGAUUAGAGCGCAACUGCGGAAAGAAAUCGAAGAGGAGCUCAAGGCCGUCCAGCAAGCGCCUGACGAUGGUGCACCGCAGCCAGGCUCAGACGAGAACUUCCCGUUCAAGACACUCACAAACGAAGAAUUAACGGCUGUAGAGAACUCAGAAGACUUCAUUGGCUUUGUGGAGCGCAGUACCAAGGUGUUGGAACGAGCGCUCGACCAACAACUUGGCUACGACAUCUUGGCAGACUAUGCAAUUGGCGGCGUAGAUGUCGACGACGACGAUGAGGGUUAUGGCUCCAGUGGGGGCAAGAAGGGCCGACGGAUCAAGGAGAUUGCACAAUUCUGGGAUGAACGGUGGAGCAAGAAGAGGAUGAUCUCGGAUCUGGGCUUCUCAACAAAGUUUCCAGAACUCGUCCUUGCGUCGUAUACAAAGAACCCGUCCGCUCCGCACGACCCAGACGGGCUCGUACAAGUUUGGAAUAUGCACAUGCACGACAGACCCGAGUACAUCUUCCACGCUCAAUCUGAUAUUCUCACCGCCAAGUUCUCGCCGUUCCACCCUAAUCUUAUCAUCGGAGGCGCGUACUCAGGGCAAGUGCUGCUUUGGGACACUCGCGCCAAGUCUGCGCCAGUGCAGAAGACACCACUUACUGGUUCUGGUCACACACACCCGGUCUAUUCAUUAGACAUUGUCGGAACGCAGAACGCGAACAACAUCAUCUCAUGUUCGACGGACGGUGUUGUAUGCGGAUGGACUGUGGAUAUGCUGUCACAGCCUCAAGAGUUCCUGGAAUUGACAUCGCCACCACCAGCCAAGACAGAUGAUAUGGCGGUAACCAGUAUUGCCUUCCCUCAAUCGGAUCCGACCUAUUUCCUUGCAGGCACAGAAGAGGGUACCAUCUACCCAUGUCAUCGCUACGACCGCGCUGGCGCAAAGGCAGGCGUAGAUGGUCGUGUGAAAUACGCUGGCCAUGCCGCACCUGUCAUGAGCCUCGACUUCCAUCCCGCUAAGGGUCAGAUUGAUCUAGGCGACCUUGUCCUCUCAUCCAGUGUUGAUUGGAGUGUCAAACUCUGGAAAGUGCGUCCGCCGGCUGCCACAGGUGCAACCAACCCUACACUUCCUGGUGCUACACAACAAGUCACCCCUGUUCUUGAUAUUGCCCGCGAAGAUCUCGUCUACGACGUCCGAUGGUCGCCGGUGAAGCCUUCGGUCUUUGCGCUCGUUGAUGGAGCGGGAAGCCUCGAAGUUUGGGAUAUCAACGUCGAUGUCGAGGUGCCUGUUCAAUCUGUAAAGCCUAGUGAUGGCAAGCGUGGUGCGUUUACAAACAUGCCGACUGGUCUUGGCUACAUGAACCGUAGUCUCAACAAGUUGGCAUGGGAGAGGAACGAGGGACGCAGGGUUGCAGUGGGUGGCAUGGAUGGCGUCGUCACUGUGUUUGAGGUGGGCGAUGACCUUGGAGGUGUGCAAACACGUAGUGAGGAGUGGAGUGGCGUUAAGAGUGCGAUAACUUCCUGCAUUUCGGCGGUUAAGGGCUACUUUCCUUGCAAUACCACGCCCGUCCCAGACUAUACAUGCCUUUGCGAACAGUACCUAUGGCGCGUCUCAUGCUUUGACAACCAUGCAUUCAAUCCGGUAUCCCAUCCAGAUCGGCCAAUCACUGAAAAUUACAUGAACGCCUAUUGUCUCGCAGCCGGUAGCAUUGGCGCGGAGAAAGUACAACGAAACCAUCAGCUUCAACGGAGACAGAUCGGCGAUCUCUUAUCCAGUAUUGUUGGCGAUGUUUCUUCAGUGUUGUCGAGCAACGGCGUUGCGGUCCCCACGGCUAUCAUAGAGAGUGUAGCGGGUAGUGUGGUGAAUGCUUUACCCACACCAGCAAAUCCGACGAGCAUUGCUGCUGAGAUUACCGCGACAAGCGCAACAGAGGACGCAAGCAGCACAGCCAGCAGUAUUGCACAAACGUCGACAGGAGCAUCAUCAACCAGAAACGAGGCCUCAAGCACCGCAUCACAUGGAUCAACUUCAUCGAGCUCUGCCGCAGCGGCAUCAUCAUCUUCAAAUUCAAGCUCUGGACCAUCAACAGGUCUCAUAGCUGGUGUAGUGGUAGGAGGAGUCGCAGCUCUAGCCUUGAUUGGCAUCUUUAUCCUCCUUCUCCUGCGUCACAGAAAGAGGAAGUCCAGAACGGCAGCCAUGAACGACAAGGAGGCCAUUGCAGCAGCGUCUUCGUCGUCCGAUCAUUCCCCACCAACACAGGGUGCAUAUGCCCGUGUCCCACAACAGAAUGCGUACCCUACCACAACCACACUCCCUACGCAAACCGAUUUGUCCUCGACACAGCCGACGACAAUGAUGUCUCCAGUUUCGCCUGUAACACCAAGAGGCCAAGCACCAUGGGCGUCAACAUCAACUUUCGGAGGCGCGACAGCAACGGGAGCCGCAGGGCAUGCACUACACAGCUCCACCCCAGCGCCUAGAUACUCCGACGAAAAGCCACCACAGCGCCACCAAUACAUCGAUUCGAAGAUACCGGAAAGUAACGAGAUGCCUACAAACGCAAAUGUCUGGGAAAUAGAUGGUAGGGAAAUGCCGCCACCUAGCGAACUCGAUGCAGGAAAGAGAGACGGGUUGAACUUGGGGAACAUAGGAAGUAAUGCACAGGCACAAGGGCAGACUCAGCAACAAGAUUAUGUUGCGUACAGGCCGCUGAGCGUAGGGAACGGACAGUCGAAUUGGAGUGGUCAGAAUGGCGAGUUUCCGGGUAACAGACCGGUUGGUCAAGCCAUUUGA
Molecule: messenger RNA, 3381 nt
Organism: Alternaria burnsii
Lineage: Eukaryota; Fungi; Ascomycota; Dothideomycetes; Pleosporales; Pleosporaceae
Exons: 4
Coding region: 1-3381 (1126 amino acids)
Biological process (GO): transport along microtubule
Cellular component (GO): cytoplasmic dynein complex
Molecular function (GO): dynein light chain binding; dynein heavy chain binding
Source: RefSeq, a predicted model, not a curated record